Daldinia vernicosa is the source of this 810-nucleotide messenger RNA. RefSeq names its product VAMP-associated protein. Lineage: Eukaryota; Fungi; Ascomycota; Sordariomycetes; Xylariales; Hypoxylaceae. Gene Ontology annotation, cellular component: plasma membrane; endoplasmic reticulum membrane. Gene Ontology annotation, biological process: endoplasmic reticulum membrane organization. The transcript is spliced from 7 exons. Bases 1 to 810 code for a protein of 269 amino acids. Gene Ontology annotation, molecular function: FFAT motif binding. The record is from RefSeq and is a predicted model, not a curated record.
AUGUCUGUUGAGAUCGAUCCUCAGGAGCUCGGCUUCCAUCGGCCAUUCACGGCAGAAGUUUCGGAAGUCUUACGGAUCAGAAACCCGAAUUCUCACCCGGUAGCCUUCAAGGUGAAAACCACCGCACCGAAGCAGUACUGCGUCAGGCCUAAUUCUGGCCGGGUCGAGCCUGGCAAAGAGGUGGAAGUUUCAGUCAUCCUCCAGGCCAUGAAGCAGGAGCCUCCUCCCGAUACGAAAUGCCGAGACAAAUUCUUAGUCCAGUCGGUCCCCAUCACUGGAGACAAGGAAUUCGCCAACCUAGCAUCUAUCUGGGACGGUAUUGAGAAAUCAUCGAUACAAGAGAAGAAGAUUCGGGUUAUCUUCAUGCCCCCCGUAGGCGCUCCUGCUGGCACUAGUCAGCUUGAGACUCCCGUCAAGCCUUCCGCAGCCAACGGCGCAACGGCAGACGUUGCUCCUCCUGCCUACUCCUCUCCUGGUGACUAUUCAACUAGCCAAAUAGACGCCAAGACUGAGAACAGCGAGGUCAAGCGCGAGGAGCUCUCGGCAACCGCAGCGAUUGCGACCACUCAGAGCAGUGACCUAAGCCCCGACGAACUGAAGCAGCAACUCAUCCAAGCCGAAAAGGUAAUCGCACAACUGAAGCAAGACCAGGAAGGUUUACGACAGCGUAAGACGGCGGGUACGGACAAUACCAGCCCCAAGCCUGCUGCGUUAGCUCAGGCAGCGCCAGCUGGUACUGAAGGUGUGCCGAUCAAGCUUGCGGCGAUCCUUUGUUUCCUGAGCUUCAUGCUCGCGUAUCUAUUCUUUUGA